CGACAACGUACCUGGUAGACGGCUCACCAAAGCCCAUGCAAGGCGCCACGAUUCAUCGACUUCCUGUUUCGAGAACAUUUCGUGCGGGACGGCCCGAUGGCGCCCCAAAGGUGAACAACGUAAUGCGAAUGCAGCUGCAUACCACAUGCAUUCACUCUUGUUGUAUGUAUGUGUCUGUCCAUGAUGCAGGCGACGGUGCCUCUUCUCAUCGGCUCCCCGACCACUUCCUCCCCUGCAGUGGCCAAUCCAGCGUCCUCACGAGUCCCUACAACAGGCACAGACCAAUCCACGCCCCUCAUACCGAGCAAGACAAGCGCGGCGGCCAUUAUAGAUGGGAAUGAUAGCCAGGAGCUGCAGCACAAGGUGCAGGCGAGCUAUGCCGAGCCUCUUAAGGAGCCAGUUCAGCCGACGGAAGAUGAGGAAGCCGCUCAUCAGCAGCCAAGGGGGCGUGCGCUGUCCCAUCCGUCAUUCGUGCAAGAUCCGUGUGCGUUCUGCUCCGACGAUGGUGCGCCACCGGUCCCCCCUCCCCCUCCCGCCCCCCUCUCCCCUCCUCAGUCGUCAUCUGUGGUCAACCAGCCGCGGGCUCCCGUGUUGAUCAGUGACGUGGAGCCUCUGCCGGUCGAGAAGGACAUUGCAAAUGUCUGCUCUUCCCUGCAGCGCCUGCUGGCACACAUGAGCAGAGCGACCACACCACCGAGGAGCCCUCCCGAUGGGGCUCCGAUGGCUCAUCGCACGACGGCGAGUCCACCGCCCGACAGGAAGGGCAGUCCUGAGUCGUAUAAGGGCAGAGAAAUGGUAACCAAUUCACGUGAAUGUUGCAUUAUGAGUCAAACGGUGUCCUGUUGGGUGCUGUUGGUUUGUUUCAGGAGAGGUGGGCUCGUCGGCAGGAGGAUGAACAGAGGGAGCAGCGGGCACGGGAGAGGGCGAGCGGGGGGGCCACAUACAGCGGAUUCGCCGUCCUCUCACGCUCGGCUUCGCCGACGCCGUCACACAAGUACCGCAGCCCUCCACAGGGGGCCUGUGUUGGUGCUCGCGAUGAGCACCAGCAUCGGCAGCACGUGGUGCGGCGGAGCCGGCCCACGGUGCCGCGGCCCUUUCACUUGGCCACAGCCGAUCGGUCGGUGGAGCGCAAGCAGGGGGGGGAGGCUGAGGGGGUGCGGAGCGUGCCUGUGGUGCUGUUGGAUAAGGUUGAGUUUGUGGAGCCGGUGGCUCGCCCAUCGCAGGGCGACUCGAUAGACACGACCAUGGUGAAGGCGCAGGUCGCGUCGUUGAAGAGGAGCCUUAAGCAGAAGAGUGUUGAGCUCAACAGGUACGCAGCUAAGAGGAAAGGGACGGGCGGUGGAGAGGGUUGGACAUCUUGCUAUCUGUGUAUCUCGUCGCAGGCUCCAGGAUCGGCUUGCAGCUGAGCGUGUUGCGUGGGAAGAUGCACGCACAGAGCUCGCACAGGAACGCGACGACGCGCUCAAGUAAGGCAACGUCGGUCAGCUCUUGCCGCAAUGUCAUUGCGACUCGACUCGUUUCUCUCUGCAGGAGGGCCAACAAGUCGCGUGCCGCCCACAACACACAAGCGUCCAGGUACGUGGUAUGGGACGCGACACAGCAAGCAAUCAAAGAUGCGUUGUUUUUGCUUUGGUUCGAAGAAUGCAUGAGAAGGAUGACAAACUCGCUAGAACGCUCAAAGAACUAUGGUAUUCAGUCAAUGACAAGCGUGCCGUGGAUUGUGUGGUCCAUCCAAUCGUUGUGGUGUAUCUGUCAGGGAGAGCGAGCAGGCCAACACGGAGCUCAAACAGAAACUAGCCGACAUGACACGGCAGCUGCAAAGUAAACCAAACCAACAAACACAAGAUUCUGCAUCUACCUUUCUGUAUGUGUCAUCUCACCUGAAUCCAUACAGCUAUCCAACAUCAGCUGCAGUCGGCCAAUGGUGCCGCUGCGCCGCCGCCCUCCGCUCACCCACCCGAACCACCCGCACCAGGUGACGACCUCGACGCCGAGGUUCGCCGCGUUUUGGAGCGGAAGGGCGACGACGGCGAGGAGGGUCGUGACGUCAACGAGGGUCUGCGGCAGCAUGUAGCGGAGCUGGAGGAAAGUCUCACCAAAUCGCAGGGCGAGGUCGAAACACUGCAGGUAGAUCUCACGCGAAUAUUGGCUGUCGGCGGGCGAUUGAUCAAUAUUGUCGCGUGGUCUGUUUGUUGGCCCUUCAGGCACAGCAGCGUGAGGUGGCCAAGGCAUUAGCCGAUAGUUUGGAGGAAAACGCCUCCCUGCAGGUGAACAUCCAGGUACGUACGAGUCCACAGACGACAGAUACACGAUGACAUCCAUCUGGCAUUGCUGCCUGCCCGUCGUCUGUGUAUUCCACGCAGCAAUUGAAGGAGGAGAAGAAGAAAGAGGUAAGGGCACAGCCUUUCCCUCAGACGCAUUGUGUGCGCGUCGAUCUGUCACUGUGUUCUGGCUGUGUGCAGGAUGAUGCGCGAAAGGCCGACGUGCAUCACGAGGAGCGAUGUCGGCUGUUGGAAUACGAACUCUCCAGGUCUGAGGUCAAAGCAGACAGACUCGCAAGAGAACUCGAGGUGGGAUGAAUGCAGCUCUUCACGGCUGACACACAUUGAAGGGUCUGUGUGUGUGUGUGUGUUUGUGCCUGUGCCGCUUGUGCAGACAUUGAAAGACGAGCACGCGACCCUCACAGCACAGAAGGCCACCAUGGAGUCUGAGUCCGACGGUCAGCUACGUGGCCUGCACCAUAUCAUCAGCGAGAAGGAUGAGGAGCUCGCCAGGCUGGAAAAGCGUGUCCUGUCAUUAGAGCGUGAGGUGAGUGCUACACACAACCAGACAUGUGUGUCUAUGUGCGUGUGUGCCCAUCGCUCAGCUGGAGUCGGCCCGUCAGACGCUGAGCCAGUCUCUGAGGACCGGGGAGGCGUCCGCAUCUGGACCGUCGUCAGUCGAGAAGGCCGACCUGGUGCAGAUUCUCCGGGCUCAAGCGCGGAGCACGGAGAUGCUGCUGGGCGAGCUGGAGAGGAGAAACGAGGGGCAGGAGCAGGGUGACAAUGAGCAGACAAGCCCUCUCUUCGGCGAACGGUUAGACCAUCACAAGGACGACUAGCCGUGUUGCGUGUGCGGGGGGAGCAGGAGAGCAGGGGAGUGUUGGCAGGGGAGGCAGGGGCAUACAGACAUGGAGUGGUAGAUAGAGAGACGGUGAUACUUACUCUGUCACAUUGCCUACCGGUGUUUUAUUCGUGCGUGUUGGUGCUCUGUUGAUUGAUUGCAAUGGUCGAUUGACGGUUUUUUCUGUCGUGUGCAGUGGGUGCAGUGCACGGCACGGACAGACAUGUAGUCGACCGAGUGUUUUCAUGUACAUGUCUGUGUACGUACAAGCACGAGUCUCGAUCAACGCAGAAGCGACCCUAAGACCACUC
This is a messenger RNA of Vitrella brassicaformis, 3413 nucleotides long. NCBI's taxonomy places the organism in Eukaryota, Vitrellaceae. The record is from the annotation of a GenBank genome assembly.